AUGUCCCGGAGGACGCUGGGCGGAGGUCGUAUUCUGGGCACUCCGAGCGCGCUCUCAUCAGCCCCGUCCCCGCAGCCGAAGCCAAGGGUGCUGUCGCCGACCGCCAGCAGCGUUUCCCUCAGCUCGCAAACGUCUGUAUCACAGUUCUCAUCGGCGACCCAAGAUCUCACCUCGCGCAUCUCUCUUGAGAAUGGCGAUACCUCCAUCUCUGCGGCCCCGGCUGCUCCCGGAGCUCUGCUCACCUGUCCGAUCUGCAAUGAGGAGAUGGUAACUCUACUACAGUUAAACAGGCACCUCGACGACAUCCACCAAAACCUAGAAGACGACAGACAAGAUGAGGUCAAGGACUGGUUCAAGGUCCAGAUGGAGAAGGCGAGAAAGUUUCAGCCCCUUGCCGUGCUCAAUCAGAAGCUGAAGGGCCUGGAUGUCUUCGAAUCAAACGAGAAUCAAACGACUUCGACUUCGACUUCGAUUUCGACUUCGAGCCGCCCACUCGCAGCUCAUGCCGGGCCGCCCGAGGCUUCUAUCUCGGCCCCGAAACUACACGAUCCCGAAGACCUAAUUACAAAGGAACACUGGCAAGCUGGUUGUCUUUAUGAUAUGUGUCUGGAACCUUCGUGCGGGAAACGACUUAAUGCCACCAACGGGUGCGUCAACUGUCGGAAGUGCGGGAAGCUCUUUUGCGAGGAGCAUACCAUGUAUCAAAUGAAACUAUCGCGAUCGGCACAACACGAACCCGUGAGGGGUAUUUGGGCACGAGUAUGCGAAACAUGCUAUAAGUCGAGGGAAGGCUACAAUGAUCAUACCGGUACGAUCAGGGACCAAACAUCAGCAUUUAAAGCUAUUCGCAAGCAGACGGUCGACAAGGAUUUCUUGGAAGUUUCUCGGCUCGAGAAGCGAUUAACUCGACUCACGCAAUUGUUGGCCAGCCUGCCACCCGACCAAAUACAUCCUACUGCAACAAAGUUGUUCUCCAUGGCAUGGCAGAAUGAUCAGCGAAAGGCUUUGGAACAAACAAUUGUCAGUUGGCAGGAUGAUGCGAGCGUUUCUCGGUGCCCCUUUUGUCAACAGGACUUCUCUGGCUACUCCUUUCGGAGACAUCAUUGCAGGACUUGCGGGCGGGUUGUUUGUGGUGAUCCGAAUACUGGCUGUUCCAGUGAGGUGGGGUUGAGCAUCGCGCCUCCCUCCGAGAAAUCUGCUACCGACAAGUUAAUCAAUGUGGAUGUUAGGCUUUGCAAAACCUGCAAGGCUACAUUAUUCGACCGACGAGACUUCCAGGCAGACAUCACACGGAAACCCCCCGAGGUCAGGGCGUAUGAAAACCUGGUCCAAUUUGAAAGAGGCAUCCGUCUGCACCUUCCCAGGUUCCAGAAACUUCUCACUGCAUUACAAGAUCCAAGGCGUCCACCAACCUCAAUACAAAUAGCAGACGCAUCCAAAGUCCGCAAGCGACUGAUGGAUUCUUUUGCAAAGUACGAUGUUGCAGCUCGGCGCAUCCGCGACUUACCCACUCAGUCACCCACUCAACAGCGCUUACAAACAGCCAUAUAUCAACAAGCCAGCAAUUUCCUCCAUCUCCACAUGCUACCCUUGAAAUCCCUUCCCAAGGUUCUCAAACAUGCUUCUCUCGCUGGAGACCGCAUCCCCAGUCGCACAUCCUCCCCAUCCACUCCAAUGAAUGGGUUGCCUACUCCUCGACCUCAAGAGUCGGCACUUGCAUCUAUAAAAUAUAAUAACCACGUCGCCGCCAGCGGUAGCAACAGCAGCCUAGCCAGCGAGUCAAGCAGUGCUGUCUCCGCACUUGAAGCAGAAGAAAAGUCCCUGCGAGAGCGUCUAAUCGUGCUGGAGGAGCAGAAAUUUUUCGUAUCCGAAAUGAUCGCCGAUGCCAAUCGACGGCGCAAGUUCGACGAGGUGAGCAGCCUCGCCGUGAAUGUCGAGGACCUGAGCCGUGAGAUCGACAAGGUGAACGGCAUGCUCUCCGGGCUGGACUUCGAAGGCGUCUACACUGGCACAUUGCAAGCCAAUUCUUGA
This is a messenger RNA of Penicillium cinerascens, 2031 nucleotides long. RefSeq lists its product as uncharacterized. Gene Ontology annotation, biological process: DNA repair. The coding region runs from base 1 to 2031 and encodes 676 amino acids. The record is from RefSeq and is a predicted model, not a curated record. Gene Ontology annotation, molecular function: metal ion binding; DNA binding. The transcript is spliced from 6 exons. NCBI's taxonomy places the organism in Eukaryota, Fungi, Ascomycota, Eurotiomycetes, Eurotiales, Aspergillaceae.